ACUCCACAUUCUCUCAAGAUUUCUUUAGAUGCUUUAUUGUAGACCUAGAAUGUCCAUCUGAAAUAGGUCCAUCUUUGGAUUCUUUAGAGAAUAUUACCUUUAAAAUCACGAUGAACAUGUUUCCAACAAUGUAUAUAUCAGCGUAAGUAACAUAAAAAUAUGCUGUUCCAACAACACUCGUAAUCUCGAAGUUGUUGUCGCGUGUGUGUAUAGCUGUCAUACGCAGGUUAUAUCAGUGAUAAGUGAGCGUUCGAUUUACCUUUUAAUCUGUAAAUAAUGCCGUGAGUCUCGAGUUUAAUAAUAAAUACCACUCAUGUUUUGUGCAAAACGUCAUGACCAUUCAACGAAAAAUGAAGCAAAUAAUUUUUUUGCUCAUUGCCGUAAUUUUAGUUUUAGGAAUUUACAAGACUUUGGUAGGGUCCGAAGGUAACGAUAACGCAUUGCACAGCUUUCGUGACAGGUUGUCGAUCGAGAGUAUCAACAGUGCGCUAAAAAAAGCCGCUGAUGUCAGGGCAGAAGGUACCUUGUCUGACAUAAGAAAUCUUCAGGAGGCCAAAACUAGGAUCCGAGAGCUUGAAGAAAAGCUCAAGCGUUUCGAGACAAGACUUGAAAACCAAAUGCCCAAAAAUUAUCCUAUGGUCAAGUUCUUAAAUUACAGAAGUAGAAAGCGUAUACUGAUCACCGGUGGUGCUGGUUUUGUGGGUUCGCAUUUGGUUGAUCAUUUGAUGCUGGCUGGACACGAGGUCAUUGUUCUUGACAAUUUUUUCACCGGCAGAAAGAGAAAUGUCGAACACUGGAUUGGCCAUGAAAACUUCGAGCUUGUUCACCAUGAUGUCGUUAGGCCUUUGUACGUUGAGGUAGAUGAAAUCUAUCAUCUGGCCAGUCCUGCCAGCCCACCGCAUUACAUGUUGAAUCCUGUUAAGACUAUAAAAACUAAUACGUUAGGAACAAUAAAUAUGUUGGGUCUUGCCAAACGUGUUGGUGCCAAGGUUUUGAUAGCAAGUACUUCUGAAGUGUACGGUGAUCCAGAUGAGCAUCCUCAAUCUGAAACGUAUUGGGGUCAUGUGAAUCCAAUAGGCCCAAGAGCGUGUUAUGAUGAAGGAAAGCGUGUUGCAGAAACAUUAAGUUAUGCUUAUCAGCAUCAAGAGAACGUUUCUGUUCGUGUCGCGCGUAUUUUCAACACUUAUGGGCCUAGGAUGCACAUGAAUGAUGGUCGUGUGGUUUCAAACUUUAUUCUUCAAGCAUUGCAAAACCAUUCUAUAACAAUAUAUGGCGAUGGCAAGCAAACCAGAUCGUUCCAGUACGUUUCAGAUCUGGUUGAUGGGCUAGUUGCUUUGAUGGCCUCGAAUUUCAGCCAGCCCAUCAAUAUUGGUAAUCCAACUGAACAUACAAUCGAAGAAUUUGCACAAAUAAUAAAAGAUCUGGUUGGAGGAACAAGUAAGAUAGUUGAACUAGCUGCUGUUGAAGACGAUCCUCAUCGUCGAAAACCAGAUAUAUCUAGAGCUAAAAAGUAUCUUAAUUGGGAGCCAAAAGUCCCACUAAAUGAAGGACUGAAAAAAACAAUAGCUUAUUUCACGAAAGAAAUACAGAGAUCGAAGUAUGCAACAUCGGACAAUGAUUUCAGACCACCAUACAAUAAUGAUCAUGAUAUAAUUGAACAAUUAUAGUUUACUGGUCAAACACUUACUGUUGUGAUUGAAAAUAUAUGUACAUAAAAGACUAUCUUGUAAAUACGUUCAAGUUAUUAGUCCGUACAAAACUCAAUAAAAAUAUCAUUCUGUCUAUAUUUAUUUAAGUGAAAAAAGAUUUUCAAAGAGUUUUAGAAAACCAAGAAAAUCUUCGUAUGAUGGUGAAAAAAUCUGUAGUAUAAGUAUGUGUUGUUUGGUGAAACAAAAGUUUAAUGUAUAUAAUUGAGAAAUGAGAGUGAUGGUUGU
Copidosoma floridanum is the source of this 1934-nucleotide messenger RNA. RefSeq names its product UDP-xylose synthase (gene Uxs). Gene Ontology annotation, cellular component: cytoplasm. Gene Ontology annotation, biological process: D-xylose metabolic process. Lineage: Eukaryota; Metazoa; Arthropoda; Insecta; Hymenoptera; Encyrtidae. The record is from RefSeq and is a predicted model, not a curated record. Gene Ontology annotation, molecular function: UDP-glucuronate decarboxylase activity; NAD+ binding.